UCCAACGUCAAUCUGACAAAUAUGAAAUAUGAACAAGAACUUUUGGCUAAAUAAACAAUAUUUUUGUAAAAAUUAUCCUUUAAAAACGGUUUCUAAUUAAUUUUAAUUAAAGUUCGAUAUUUGUACAACGUAUAGUAAUGUAUUUAAACAGUGUCUGUGUGGUAAAUAGUGCGCAAUUUAUGUUGAAAUAACAAGUUACACGUCACUUAAAAAUGAGCCUCCCUUCAAUGGAUUUGAGGGGUAUUUUAUGUUGAUUAAUAAUAUCUUUGUAAACGAUGCAAUCAAAUAGUAAAACGAGAGAGAUGUUCAUAUUAAGAGCUUUAGAAAAGAUUCUUAAUGAUAAGGAAAUUAAAAGAUCAUAUCAUUCCCAACUGAAAAGAGCAUGCGAAGCUGCUUUAGAGGAACUUAAAAAUGAAACCAAAAACGAAUCUUCUCCUGACGAUGAACAACCAGAUAAAAUAUCGGAUGUCUUACCAUUACCUAAAAGUGGUGACGCUAAUGUGCUUACCACUGAAAAAUAUUUCCUUCCCUUUGAGUUAGCUUGUCAAAGCAAAUCGGCCAGAAUUGUUACCACAGCUUUAGAUUGUUUACAAAAAUUAAUUGCUUACGGUCAUUUAACUGCUAACGUACCAGAUUCCACUACCCCAGGAAAGCUUCUUAUAGAUCGAAUUGUGGAGACUAUUUGUUCAUGUUUUACUGGACCACAAACUGAUGAAGGUGUUCAAUUACAGAUAAUAAAAGCACUACUUACCGUAGUUACUAGUCAGCAUGUUGAAGUGCACGAAGGUACAGUGUUAUUGGCUGUGAGAACUUGCUAUAAUAUAUUUCUUGCUAGUAAGAAUCUGAUAAAUCAAACUACAGCUCGAGCCACUUUGACUCAAAUGCUAAAUGUCAUCUUUACACGAAUGGAGAAUCAGGCUUUAGAAGCCGAAGUUCAUGCGGAAUUACAUGCAAGUGAUAAAUUAGGUCUAGCAAAUGGUGAGGCAAAAUUUGCCAAAGAUGAGCAUGGAAAUGUAUUGGUGAAUGGAGAUGCUGAAGGAAAAAGUGAAUCAAAACUUGAAUUUACUGAGAGUGAAAAAACGGCAGUAGAGAUUUUGGAUAAUAUUAUCGAUGGGGUGGUGUUAGAAGUGGAUAACAAAAUUGCUAUGGCCGUUUCUACUUCUUCAAUUAAUUCUGUAGAAGAAACAGACAGUAAAAGUGUGUCUUCUUCUAUAACAAGGAUUCCUUCACAAGAAAGCUUAAAUACAAAUAGCGAAAACGACUCUGCAGUAACAGCAAAGUUCACACAUAUUCUUCAAAAAGAUGCCUUUUUAGUAUUUAGGGCUUUGUGCAAGCUGUCAAUGAAGCCAUUACCGGAGGGUACACCAGAUCCAAAAUCGCACGAGCUAAGAUCAAAAAUUCUCUCAUUACAACUUCUCCUGUCCAUUUUACAGAACGCUGGGCCAGUUUUCCGAGCAAACGAGAUGUUUAUAAUUGCGAUAAAACAGUAUUUGUGUGUGGCAUUAUCGAAAAACGGAGUCAGCUCUAUCCCAAAAGUUUUCGAACUCUCCUUGGCCAUAUUUUUAGCGCUUUUGUCCAACUUCAAAUUGCAUCUUAAGAUGCAGAUUGAAGUGUUUUUCAAAGAGAUAUUUCUGAAUAUUCUGGAAACGUCUAACUCGUCGUUUGAGCAUAAAUGGAUGGUGAUUCAAGCCCUGACUAAAAUAUGCAGUGAUGCUCAGUCAGUUGUAGAUAUUUAUGUGAAUUAUGAUUGUGAUCUGGCCGCAGCAAAUUUAUUUGAACGUCUAGUCAAUGAUUUGUUCAAAGUUGCACAAGGCCGACACGCUCAAGAGCUUGGUGCUUCACCCAACCAAGAAAGGACAAUGAAACUGAGAGGUUUGGAAUGUCUAGUUUCUAUCCUAAAAUGCAUGGUGGAAUGGAGUAAAGAUCUGUACGUGAAUCCUAACUUGCAGAGUACGGUUGGCGAACCUCAGGACCACAAAGAAAAGGACACGGCGUCCUUGAAAAGUCACAGUGGCAGCAUAGAGAGCUUAAAUUCUAGUGAAAGUGGGAAUAAGGAAGUUUUAGAUUCGCCUGAACAAUUAGAAGUAUUGAAACAACAAAAAGAGGUAUGGGAAACUGGUAUCGACACUUUUAACAGAAAACCAAAGAAGGGCAUUGGUUAUCUUCAAGAGCAUGGUUUACUGGGAGGUACUCAAGAGGAAGUGGCCAAAUUCCUGCACAGCGAAGAGCGGCUGGACAAGACGAACAUCGGAGAUUUUCUGGGUGACAACGAUGAUUUCUGCAAGGAAGUCAUGUACACUUAUGUUGAUCAGAUGGAGUUUACCAACAUGGACUUUGUGGCGGCGUUGAGGCAUUUUCUCGAUGGGUUUAGGUUGCCCGGCGAAGCACAGAAAAUUGACAGGUUAAUGGAAAAAUUUGCAAGUAGAUAUUGCGAGUGCAACCCCAACAACGGUCUAUUCUCCAGCGCCGACACGGCCUACGUAUUAGGAUUCUCCAUAAUAAUGCUCACCACAGAUCUCCACUCGCCCCAAGUCAAAAACAAAAUGACGAAAGAACAGUACAUCAAACUGAACCGGGGAAACACCGACUGCAAGGAAGUCCCCGAAGAAUAUUUAUCUCAAAUAUACGACGAAAUAGCUGGACACGAAAUCAAAAUGAAAAACACCGUUAACAAACCAGGGAAGCAUCAAAUCAACAGCGAAAAAAGACGGAAAAUCUUGUUUAACAUGGAAAUGGAAGCUAUAUCUACAGCUGCUAAAAAUUUGAUGGAGUCAGUAUCUCACGUCCAAACGCCUUUCACAUUGGCAAAACACUUAGAACAUGUCAGACCCAUGUUUAAAAUGGCUUGGACGUCUUUCUUGGCUGCUUUCAGUGUGGGUCUUCAGGAUUGUGACGACCCAGAAGUAGCUUCGUUGUGCUUGGACGGAAUCAGAUGUGCCAUAAGGAUAGCUUGCAUUUUCCAUAUGACUUUGGAAAGAGACGCUUACGUUCAAGCCCUCGCAAGGUUUACUUUAUUAACAGCCAACUCACCCAUCAUGGAUAUGAAAGCCAAAAACAUUGACACGAUUAAAACGUUGAUAAUGGUCGCUCACACCGACGGGAACUACUUAGGAUCGUCCUGGUUGGAUAUUCUGAAGUGUAUUUCACAGUUGGAACUGGCCCAGCUUAUUGGAACAGGUGUACGUCCAGAAUUCCUUUCGGGUCCCGGUCAUAAACCUCCUGAUCCUAGCUACAAGGAGCAUAUCGGCCAAACAAGCUCCCAAAGUGUUGUGGUAGCCGUUGACAGAAUUUUUACUGGCUCUACUCGACUCGACGGAGAUGCUAUAGUGGAUUUUGUCAAGGCACUGUGUCAAGUUUCCUUGGACGAACUAGCCCAUCCCGGACAUCCCAGAAUGUUUUCGUUACAAAAGAUCGUCGAAAUCUCUUACUACAAUAUGGGAAGAAUUCGUUUACAGUGGUCCAGGAUCUGGCAAGUUCUCGGAGAACAUUUCAAUACCGUCGGUUGUAGCAAGAACGAGGAAGUGUGUUUCUUUGCGGUUGACAGUUUGAGACAGCUUUCUAUGAAGUUCAUAGAGAAAGGUGAAUUUUCGAAUUUCCGAUUCCAGAAAGAUUUUCUCCGUCCUUUCGAACAUAUCAUGAAGAAAAACGUAUCGCCGACUAUAAGGGAUAUGGUCGUGCGAUGCGUAGCUCAGAUGGUCAAUUCGCAAGCGAGCAAUAUUAAAUCCGGUUGGAAGAAUAUUUUUUCGGUAUUCCACUUAGCUGCAGGAGACCAGGAGGAAGCUAUCGUCGAACUUGCUUUCCAGACUUCCGGUAAAAUAAUCACCGAACUAUAUGAAAGACAGUUUCCGGCUAUGAUAGACUCAUUCCAAGACGCCGUCAAGUGUCUUUCUGAGUUUGCCUGUAACGCCAGGUUUCCUGACACUUCCAUGGAGGCUAUACGGUUGGUGCGAUCGUGCGCGUGUAGCGUGGCAACGGCACCGAACCUUUUUGCCGAACAUGGUGGAAUGGAGACAGAUGUCGCUAUAACCGAGGAUGACAGAGUGUGGGUCCGAGGCUGGUUUCCGCUACUCUUCUCUUUAUCCUGUGUAGUGAACAGAUGCAAGCUUGACGUUAGAACACGGGCUCUAACGGUACUGUUCGAGAUAAUUAAGACUUACGGUGACACUUUCAAGCCGCACUGGUGGAAAGAUCUGUUUAAAAUCUUGUUCAGGAUUUUUGAUAAUAUGAAGUUACCGGAGAAACAUACAGAGAAAGCUGAAUGGAUGACAACUACGUGUAAUCACGCCUUAUACGCGAUUGUCGAUGUGUUUACUCAGUACUUUGACGUAUUGGGGCCUUUGCUUCUUGAAGAGUUAUACGCCCAACUGCAUUGGUGCGUGCAACAAGACAACGAACAACUAGCUAAAUCAGGAACAAAUUGUUUAGAAAACCUAGUUAACUCGAACGGGCAUAAAUUUACCGAAACUACCUGGGAGAAAACUUGUCAGUGCAUGUUGGAUAUCUUCAAUUCGACCAUACCUUCGGCCCUACUGACUUGGAAGCCGGAUUCGAUGAAAACGACGGCGAUCAUUGAACACAACGGGGAUGUUAACGUGAAAGGUAUACUGAAACGAUCGGUGAGCUUCGCCGAUCAACAGGCUCCGAACGCGGAGGUGGCGUUGUUUUACAGUUUGGAGAUUAAGAGCGUGGUGCAAUUGGAGUUGAUUCAGACCAUAGAUAACAUCGUCUUUUACCCGGCGACUUCGCGGAAGGAGGACGCUGAAACGUUGGCUUUGGCGGCGGCGGAUAUGACGGGCAGCGGGAAUUUGACGGAGUUCCAGAGGGAAGAGCAAGGGAUGUACCGGUUGCUGAAGUCAUCACAUUUGCUUAAGUUGACAGACUGUCUACUGCAAUCACACAGAUUCGCCAAAAAUUUCAACGUCAAUCACGAACAACGAAACCUAUUGUGGAAAGCCGGAUACAGAGGUUCGGUGAAACCUAACCUCCUAAAGCAGGAAACGCAAAGUUUGGCCUGUUUGCUUAGGAUCCUGUUCAAAAUGUACUGCGACGAGGGCAGGAGACGCGAUUGGGAUAUUAUAGAGACGAAACUGAUUGCGGUGUGCCAGGAGGGUUUCGAUUACUUCUUGCAGUUGCAGAGCGAGACCCACAGGGAGGCUUGGACGUCUUUACUCCUAUUAGUAUUAACUAGGAUGCUUAAAAUGCCUGACAGCAGGUUUGCAGUACACGUAUCCCGGUACUACCCCCACUUGUGCGAAAUCGUCUGUUUCGACCUGAAAGCCGAACUUCGAUCGAUUCUCCGACGGGUUUUCCUACGAAUAGGACCAGUGUUUCAUAUAACCUCCACUUAGCUUAACUUUGACCUAACUCUAUUUCAGUGUCUUUAUCUUCUUUGAGUAGUUUAAAAGAAUAGUUCGUAGACGAUUCGUGAAAGUAACGACGAUAUGAUUGCGAUUAGAUGAUGGUAUUUUA
Messenger RNA from Sitophilus oryzae (rice weevil), 5469 nucleotides. RefSeq names its product brefeldin A-inhibited guanine nucleotide-exchange protein 1 (gene Sec71). The coding region runs from base 276 to 5348 and encodes 1690 amino acids. NCBI's taxonomy places the organism in Eukaryota, Metazoa, Arthropoda, Insecta, Coleoptera, Curculionidae. The transcript is spliced from 9 exons. Gene Ontology annotation, molecular function: guanyl-nucleotide exchange factor activity. Gene Ontology annotation, biological process: regulation of ARF protein signal transduction. The record is from RefSeq and is a predicted model, not a curated record.